AUGGUUUGAUUUUUGUCAAAAUGAACAACAUUUUUCCUUUUAAUAAAUUUAUCACGGGCUUUAACAUCAUCAAAGCCAACGGCGGACCAUUAAACGCCUUUAAAAAAUUAUUCAGACAUGAUGAAUUGAAAAUUGGUACAUUAGUUGGUACUGAUGAAAUGGGCAAUCGCUAUUAUGAAAAUAAUACGUAUUUUUAUGGACGUAAUCGUUGGGUAGAGUACAAUGACCAAGUUUAUUUGGAUUAUGAUGCAAGUCAAAUUACUGCUGAAUGGUAUGGUUGGAUCCAUUACAAAACCGACCUUCUUCCAUAUAAUGAUCCAAACAGGCCGAAGUACAAGUGGAUGGCCAAACAUACAGAAAACGAAACCGGUACCGAACGUCAAUAUGUACCAUAUAGUACAAUGCCACCAAAAAUCCAAGCUUGGGUACCACCAAAUAAGAAUUAAAUUAUGUGGCGCUAUUUAGUGUAAAUACCUAUUAAAAACAAAUUGUUAUUAAUUUCAUUAUUUGAUUAGUUUAACAAAUAUUAAACUUCAAAUAAAUAUUUCAUCAAUUUAUAUUUAGUAAAUAAAUACAAUAGAUAUUACCUUUUUUCUUUUUUGCUUAUACUACAUAAUUUUAAUUCAAAGUGAGUUGAUCGUUUAUUACUUACAGAUAUACUAUACAGCAUAAUUGUUAAUUAUUUAAUUAAGAGUGCCAUUUUUCUAUAUUACCAGUAAUUAUAGAAAACAUUAAAAUAAUAAUGUGAAGAAAUGUAGGUAACAUAUUAAUUUGAUUUUAUCACAAUCUAUAGUUUUUGAGAAAAUAGAGUUUCAUUCAGAACUAUUUUAUCAAUUUAUCAUUCAAUUAAAAUUGUUUUUAACAGAAAUUAACUGCACUAGUUAAAAUGAAGAAACUAGACUAUGCUCAAAUACCCUUUUGUAUUUCAAGAGAUUUGAUCCCGGCUGUGUUUUAUACCAAAAUAUACCUUAUGACUUAUACAAUAUUAUUAUACCAAUUAUCAUAGUAGUCAUCGCCUUAUCGGAUAAAACUUUUGAAUAUAUCUUUGGAGUUAAUAAAUUAAUUUUUUUUUUAAAUGUUUAAAAUAUUAAAAUCAAACAAUUAAUUUAAAA
This is a messenger RNA of Acyrthosiphon pisum (pea aphid), 1112 nucleotides long. RefSeq names its product NADH dehydrogenase (ubiquinone) B17.2 subunit (gene ND-B17.2). Gene Ontology annotation, biological process: response to oxidative stress. Gene Ontology annotation, cellular component: respiratory chain complex I; membrane. The record is from RefSeq and is marked provisional. NCBI's taxonomy places the organism in Eukaryota, Metazoa, Arthropoda, Insecta, Hemiptera, Aphididae.